Molecule: messenger RNA, 547 nt
Organism: Nilaparvata lugens (brown planthopper)
Lineage: Eukaryota; Metazoa; Arthropoda; Insecta; Hemiptera; Delphacidae
Exons: 3
Coding region: 102-467 (121 amino acids)
Source: RefSeq, a predicted model, not a curated record
UGGUUUUGUAUAAAAAUGCGUAGGAUGGUCCUUCAAACCAUCAGUAGCCUUUGGGAGCUCCAUUUCUCUUGUUGGAAAACAACUUCAUCCAUUUCAAUACAAUGGCCUUCUCUACCAGAACUAUCACCGCUCUCCUCCUAGUCUCUCUGCUAGCAGCAGUGACCGCCUUCCCACGCGCUGACCCGCCACCAGCCGGAGGGGACUCAGGAUCAUCCGGAUCCUCAGGAUCAUCCUCCUCAUCAGGAUCCUCAGGAGGAUCAGGAGGCGAGUGCAGCCAGAAGAAGGUGUGCACAGGCUCGCUGGCCAAGAUCGACAUCAAUGCCAGGAUUGGCACUGGAAUCUGUCUGCUCGACUCGCUCACCAAGAAGCUGCUCUUCUUCAAGAACCGCUGCGCCAGCAAAGUGGCUCAGUGCAGCAACAAGUCCACCAAAUACACUGAAGUCGACAGCAACAAGUGUGGAGCAUAAUAUGGAUAUCGAGACAAAACAAUAUAGAAAUGAAGAAAUGUGAUGUGAAAAUAAAAAUGAAUAAAAGCGUUUGAAAACUA